Oryzias latipes (Japanese medaka) is the source of this 2526-nucleotide messenger RNA. It is a transcript of the gene tmem200cb, whose product is annotated as transmembrane protein 200C, genome duplicate b. The record is from RefSeq and is a predicted model, not a curated record. NCBI's taxonomy places the organism in Eukaryota, Metazoa, Chordata, Actinopteri, Beloniformes, Adrianichthyidae.
GCUCGGUCUCCUGCUUUUGCUCUGAAUGAUCCCCCGCUGCGCCUUCACACCCACCCAGCGCGCCCAGGAGGAGCGAUGUCUCCAAAGUCUUCCUGCUCCGUUUAGUUGCCGAUUUUUUUCUGGCUCUCGCACGUCGACAGGCAGGACUUUAAAUGCCGGAGGGGCGUUGGGUUUGGACCCCCGUUGGCCCUCAAACCCGUCCACUUUGGGACAUUCGGAUUAUGGUCUGUGUUGCGUUCGUGUUGCUUUCGCCGCGCAGAUGUGAUGCCUUCGCUUUCACGUGUCAAGCGUAGCGCACACCGGAGAAAAGACUGAAGAACGAGCCUGCUGUCCGGUUGCCACCAUGAUAGCCACAGGUGGCCUGCUGCGCAUGAACAGGCGCCAGGAUUCUCUCCGAUCCAAAAAUCGAGCCGAAAACAAACGGAAGAGGAAAUCCAAGAAGAAAAAGAAGAACGAUGUGGUGGUGGUGAAGGGCAAGCUGAACCUCUGCUCCCCGGCUGGUUUGGUGGCCGCUGUUGGCGUUGUGGUUCUCAUGAUUGGGGUUUCAAUGGCUGUCCUGGGUUACUGGCCCAGUCAGAACCAGCAGGAGUACCAGGAGCGCCGGAGAAUGGGGUUCCACGGCAGCAGGAUGAGCUACUCCAGAAGUGCGCCUGUUUCCUCCAACGUGACCCUUGACAAGCUUCUUUCCAGUAAAACAGAUGGAUUCAACCGCAGCCAUUCUAACAGCAGCAGCAGCAGCUCAGACCCCUCCCCUAACUGUGGCUUCUUCUGUGACUUCCUGGACAAGUACCUGUACUCAGACAAUAUGAAGGUCUUUGGCCCACUGGUGAUGGGCAUCGGCAUUUUUCUCUUUAUCUGUGCCAACGCGGUCCUUCACGAGAAUCGGGAUAAGAAAACCAAAAUCAUUAACCUGAGGGACAUCUACUCCACAGUGAUAGAUCUGCACAGCAUACGGUCCAAGGAGUACUCGCCUCUCAAUGGUCUGGUGAACUACACACAGUCCAGAAGUGCUGAGGGGCCGCCGGCGCCAAUCCCAGCGAGUGGGAUGCUCACUCGCAGCUCCUGGCCGUCCACCGGACUCAACCCGAGGGGCGAGUUGAACUCGGAUGCGCUCUUCAGACGCUCCUCGUUGGCCAGCAGGCCACGCAGCUGGUCCAGAGACGUCCAGACCUUCACAGACACUGUCUACAGCAUCUACAAAGACUACAGCAAUAGUGGCGAGCAGACUCCCCAGCCUCGGCAGUGGGAGACCACCUCCCUCGUGACCUCUUCUGUGAAUGCUUUCACCCUCCCUGUGAUCAAACUCAACAACUGUGAGGUGGAGGCAGAGGGCCGCUCACAGGAGGUCGCGGUUUUGGAGGUCGCUGCUGAAAAUGUGAGGGAAGAAGAGCCGGCGAGCUCCCGACAGACUGAUGAAAUGAUCGACAAGCAGAAAGAAGCAGCCGUGAUUUGUUCCCCACCUUCAGAUCAGAGCCAUGAGGACACGACCACAGAGACCCUUCCUCAGCACGAGGCGCCGCAGGCUCUGCCUCAGUUGACCCAGCUGUUUCUGCCAGCACCUGCUGCCGCGGUGAUGGGGUCAAACAUGUCACUCCACUCACUCACAGAUCACCCGAGGCCUGCACGCCGCUGCAGCCUUAAUGCGUCCGGGGGUCGUCAAGGUGACAGAGCCAGGCGUUUCAGCUGCCCUCGUCUGGAGCGCUCCAACAGCAAGGGCUACAUCAAACUGACUGACCUAGGAGGAGAGUCCUUUGAAGCCCCCGACUCUUCUUUGGUGGCCACAGAUCAGGAAGUAGCAAAGGAUGCUGCAGCCGCUGCUCCUGCAGCAGCUGCGGCGCCGGACGUAGCUCAGGGAGAGGACGAUCCGCUGACGCCCAGUACCUCCGCAGCAUCCUAGGCUUUUCUUUUCUAGCAGACAAAACUCUGGUUCUUUGCUCCAGUCCUUCCUUUAUUGAUGAUGAACUGAUCUUUGCAAAGGAAAGGAAGAACAAAGAGGAGGCAGUGAAAGAUGACUGAAACAUAGCCAUGAGCACUCGCAAGCAGUGCUCAGUAUUAACAAACACCCACUGCUCAACAUCCCGCUGUCAUUUUUUUCUAUAUUUUCCAUGUAGCAGGAGCAAUACUAAAGACCUGAAAGGAGUUUUAGUAGAGAUUUGUAUAAAAAGAAAAACACGAUGAGUUUUCUUUUCUUUUGUACAAGUCUGGAGCAGACAUUGUAGCUUGUACAAUUACCAAAAGUGUCACUGAGAACCUCUGUUGUCCUGUAGCAUUCAGACAUGCCACAGAAAAAGAAGUAGUCUAGAGUUGGUCCUCCAAGUUGUUCUGUGAAUACCAUGUGAAUAGGUGAACAGAAUCUCAGGUAGAAGUUUGGUUUAGGAACGACACCUUAAGGACAAGGCCUUCCCUAUGUGCACACGUGUUCAUAUGAAACAUGUACGGUUAAAUAAAUCUGACUGUAACGCCUUUGUCGGGUCACAUGCCUGUCCUUCUGGGAUGUCCUUUCAUGCAAUGAAUCUUAAAACAGCC